GAGCCUCCUUUCGCCAUCUAACAGAGGCAUCAAUCUCAGGGCCCCAUUCAAUCUCAUCUUCAUCUGACUAAUCGUCGAACGAGUAAUGUCCACAUCCGCCGCCGCCCCGACUUCUAGUCCCAAUGUCGGCCCCGAGGACAAUCAGACUGCUGAACUUCUCGCACGUUUCAGAGAAGAAUGGAAACAGGAGGUCAGGCAGCGCAAGGAGCAGGUAGAGAACACGGAGAACGCGCCCCCACCACAGGCCUCGUCUUCCAAAGCCCCGGAAACAGAUGACUCUGCACGACCACAGCCUACCUCCCCAGAGCCCAAACGGGCAUACAUACGCCCUGGACAGCCUUCUGCCACCCACUCGGCAGCCUACACGUCGCAAAGCGCAUCGCACCUGACAUCCGCCCAGAUUCGCGCCAUCGAAGUCUAUCGCAAUGCCGUGCGGCACGAGCAGCAGAGUAACCUCGACGAGGCACUCCGGCUUUAUCGGAAUGCGUUCCGCCUCGACUCCAACGUCGAUAAGCUCUUUCACCGGGAGCAGCAGCGUCUGCAGGCUCUCGCUAACGGCGCCACUCCCUCCUCCGCCACCCGCCCGACGCACAAGAAGGCUACUUCGAGCACAGGCAAUGCCGCAGCCGCCGACGCUAAAGACAUCGCCGCUGCCGUCGAAGCGCUCGCCAUCACUGAGCCGGGCGUGAACGCAGCAGCACUGGACGGAAUCCACGCGAGCGGCGCCCUGGCGGAGCUCGUCUCGACUUUCCCUGCUGAGCUUCUCUUCGAGCCCGAGGACGAGCGCGAAGGCGUACCAAUCGGCCUUCUCCCCAACGAGCUGCUUUUGCACAUCCUCCGCACGCUCGACCACACCACCAUCGAGCGUUUCGCGUCUGUGAACCGCAAGGCGCGGGUGCUUGCCCUCGACCCGUCAAUAUGGAGAGAAUUCGUGCAGGCGAUUUACAAGCCGCCACAGAUAUCCGACUCGGAGACGCUGCUGCAGAGGGUAGCGCACUUUCGGGCCGACUAUCGGCGGGUUUACAUGGAGCAGCCCAGGGUGCGGAUGGACGGCGUGUACAUCGCCGUGUGCCACUAUGUGCGGCGCGGAUUGAGCGAGCAACCUUGGGUGAAUAUUGAUCACCUCAUCACUUAUCACCGUUAUCUGCGGUUUUUCCCGGACGGUACUGUGCUCUCGCUCCUGGCAAAUGAGGAGAUGCAGCCCGCGACGGUUAUUCCGAUGCUCAAGCCCGCUCUCAGGAUGAAGGGCUUCUGCAUCGGUGAAUGGACCCUCGACGGCACGACCGUCUUCAUCUCGAACCUCGUCGAGAUGAAAGACCGCGCGCCGCUCGCCAACACCACCAACACCACCCCUUCUUAUCACCACCACCACCACCAGCCGCCUCCGCAGGAACCGUCCAAGUACCAGUUCCAGAUGGAGCUCGAGCUGCGCUCGCGCCCGCUGGGGCGGUGGAACCGGCUGGAUCUGGUCGCGUACGAUACGGUGCAGGUCGCGACUGGCGAGGUGCUUGCGCUCCCGCUUAAGCAUGACCGGCCGUUUUGGUUCUCUAGGGUGCGGUCGUGGCCGGCGUGGUAGGUCCGCCGAUGCUGUGGUGCGUAGUGGAACGUGUUGCUGCGGUGGGCUGUUGGUGUGAGGAUAAGCUGGUGCUGUGGUGUGUUGCACCUCUAGUGGGAACUUUAGGCGGGUUUCACUAGAUUAUUACACGAUGGGUUAGAGAGUGAUGAUUGAGUUUAGACGAAUGUUUUUACGGAGAUAAUUUUAGUGCUGCUUCCUGUGGG
Molecule: messenger RNA, 1779 nt
Organism: Coniophora puteana RWD-64-598 SS2
Lineage: Eukaryota; Fungi; Basidiomycota; Agaricomycetes; Boletales; Coniophoraceae
Exons: 7
Coding region: 86-1576 (496 amino acids)
Biological process (GO): SCF-dependent proteasomal ubiquitin-dependent protein catabolic process
Cellular component (GO): SCF ubiquitin ligase complex
Molecular function (GO): protein binding
Source: RefSeq, a predicted model, not a curated record